Molecule: messenger RNA, 1470 nt
Organism: Anisakis simplex (herring worm)
Lineage: Eukaryota; Metazoa; Nematoda; Chromadorea; Rhabditida; Anisakidae
Source: the annotation of a GenBank genome assembly
AUGAAGAGCGUCACUUUACUAAUUUCUUUUCUUUUACUUGUUAGUGUUAAUUCGCAGCAGCAAAUAAAGUCCAUUGUUAUUCCACAACCACCUCCACAAGGAUGUCUACAAUGUACCCUCCGUGCCGCGUACCGACCAUUGGGAAGACCGUCGUUCAUUGACUGUAAUCCAGGUGGAUCUUCCACUUACAGUGCGUGUGUUGGAUGCUGCGCAGGUUACGCUUUGUCGCGUGGCAAGAAUGUGAUUGACGGUACUGGUCUUGUCACCCAGAACAAUCGCUGUUUCGAGGAGGAAGAUUGGUGCAAAUCGUGUGCAACUAGUGGUUGGGCGAUGUUGCUGCAGUUCAUCUGGCCUUUUUCUCAAUUCAUCUUCUAUUUGAACGCAACGUUGGUUUAUGUGACGUGGCAAUCGAACGAUCACACAUUAUUGCUUUCAUCUUGGAGACAAAAUAAAAUUGUUCGUGCUAUAAAUGAUGAUGCGACAACCUCACUGGCAUCGUUCAACAUGCAUUCAAUCAUUGUUCUCUUUGGCUGCCUUCUCUCUGCUUCACUUGUUGUCCCGCAAGGACGACGACCUGUUCAGUCACAAUCGGUUAUAAUACCUCAGCCACCAUCUGGAGGUGGAUGCGUGAGAUGCGACAACAACGCGUUCUUCCAAACACUCCUCAAUAAUCGAGUUCAGUUUAUCACAUGCAGUAACCAAAAAGAAAGUGGUUGCGCCGGAUGUUGUACUGCAUACGCGCUUUACAAGGAUAGUGUCACCUCCAUAGCAGACAAAACAUGCAGGCUUCAGAAGGGUAUUUAUUUAUUUGCCUCAAACCUCAUCUUCAUUCAUCUCGAUAUGAAUUCUCUCUUUGCUUUAUUUUGCUUUGUGGCUAUUGCAUGUGCACAACGCCCACAACGCCCACAAUCCUCGGUGGUGCAGCAGCAGUCAAUUGUGAAUCCAUCUCGUGGUUGCGUGAAUUGCAACGCACGAGCAGUGUUCAGUUUCCGAGGCGGAUUCCGAUCGAGAACAGUGACAUGCAACAGCGUUUCUCGAGCAGACUGUCCGGAAUGCUGUAAAGCGUACGCAAUUUCAAUUGGAAAGCGUCCGACUGUAUCACUUUCGGAACCAAGCAAAACAUUCACGUUUCUGAACGGUAUCGUCAGUUCGUUGGAAUAUGAAGUCUCUCUUUACUUUGUUCUGCUUGAUGGCUAUUGCAUAUGCACAACGACGACCACUACCCUCGGUGGUGCAGCCACAGCCAAUUGUGAGUCCAACUCGUGGUUGCGUGAAUUGCAACGCACGAGCAGUGUUCACUUUCCUAGACGGAUUCCAAUCGAGAACAGUGGCAUGCAACCGCGUUUCUCGAGCAGACUGUCCGGAAUGCUGCAAAGCGUACGCAAUUUCAAUUGGAAAGCGUCCGGAAGCUUCGGCUGGUUUCAUUGUAAACAACAGAUGCCUGUGCUGUACUACGUGUCCAUAAGUUGA